Aureobasidium musti is the source of this 981-nucleotide messenger RNA. NCBI's taxonomy places the organism in Eukaryota, Fungi, Ascomycota, Dothideomycetes, Dothideales, Saccotheciaceae. The record is from the annotation of a GenBank genome assembly.
AUGGAUGCUAUAAGACCCCAGACGAUACCAGAUCUCGUACAUGUGUCUGAUUCAUUAUUCAAGCAAUUUGCCAACUCAGCAAUCCAAGUACCAGACGACUAUCCCGGCGUUUCCAACAUGAUACACACUCGUGCUUCUGCAACAUAUGGCGACCCAUCACAUCCCCUAGGUUUUCGACUGGGUAAUGGUGGAGCUGGUCAUACCGGCAUCCUGAGAUUGCUCUGCGAAUACUUCAUCGCUUCUCGAGGUGGAGGCUUCUGUAUCGAGUGGGUUUCGAACCACAGUCGACAUUCUCAGAUCGCUCUGCUGGGAGAUGUUGUCCAAGUUGCUCUGACGUAUGAGCCUGAGUACGAGAAUCUGGCCAUCAAGGAGGGCUGGGCUGAACGAAUGGCGAAAGUGUUUAACGACCAUUUCAUCUUGGUUGGACCUGCAGCCAAUCCAGCUGGUGUUGUUGUCGAUGGCACAAUUACAGAUGCAUUCAAGGCUAUUGCAAAAUAUGGCUCUUCAAACGCUACAAACCACAACGAUGGAGUUUUCCAAACCCGUGGCGAUGGCUCAGCCACAUUCUACAAGGAACUGGCGUUGUGGGAUCUCGCUCAUGUCGAUCUGUUUGCAGCAAAACCAUGGAGAGUCACCAGGCCAGGGACACCUUACGAAGCUUUGCUGAACGCAGACCGUACGAGCGCAUAUUUGCUUAACGAUCGCGCAACAUAUCUGACAGCUAGACGUGACAAAGCCUUGGUCAGCACAGUGCCAUUUAUUGAAGGUGGACCCAAGCUUCUUAAUCCCUGUUCAGCACUUGUCAAUAUCAAAGCCCCACCCAAUGCGCUGGCGAAGGAAUUUGCUUUGUGGCUAGGAACUGAAGAGGUUCAGCAGAUGGUUGCAAAGUAUGGUCAACGAUGGUCUGUUGCGACGCCUGUAUUCUCAACUGCAGAGCAGCAAGAUGUGACCAAGGCGGAGAGGUUGGUAGCUAAAUUAUAG